UAUUAUUUGACUAGAAUCAAGUUUCUGACGAUUCUCGGACUGCGUGUGCCCCGUGCUCUCCAUGUGUGGAGUGACAUGCGGAGAGCAGUGGAAUCGUGCCGGGGGGUCUCUCCUGUGGUCCUGUGCGCCCUCCUGCUGCUCGGGGCCCGCUCCCACUGCCACCCCGCGGAGUCGCUCCCCGUUCGGCCGAGAGAUCGCCUGGGAUCUUUACGAGAAGGUGACCGUUGGAGCUUCAUCGGGAGCAGGACUAGGAGGGAGGCAAGAGAGUCAUACUGGGCCUACUCAGGGACAUACGGGCCGGACAGCUGGGCCUCCACAUACCCAGAUUGUCGAGAGAGGAAUCAGUCGCCCAUCAACAUCGACGACCAGGAUGCAAGGGUCUCUGUAGAAUAUCAAGAGCUCACUCUGGAUGGCUUUGACACAGAAUCAUCCAACAAGACCUCCAUGAAGAACACGGGCAAAACAGUGGCCAUUCUACUGCGGGAUGAUUACUUUGUGAGGGGCGCAGGACUGCCGGGCCGAUUCAAGGCGGAGAAGGUGGAGUUCCACUGGGGUCAGAGCAAUGGUUCAGCUGGCUCCGAACACAGCGUCAAUGGCAGGAAGUUCCCUGUGGAGGUUCAGAUCUACCUGUACAACUCGGAUGACUUUGACAGCAUCGCCGCAGCAAUUAAGGAAAAACGGAUGAUUGCCGCUAUGGCAGUGUUUUUUCAGGUGGGGCUGAGGGACAAUCCAGCGAUGGAACCCAUCAUCCGGGGACUGAAGGGCGUGGUUCAUCACGAAAAGGAAACCUUCCUGGAGCCGUUCACCCUGAGACGCCUCCUGCCGCCUUCCCUGGGGAGCUACUACCGCUAUACGGGCUCCCUGACCAUCCCGCCCUGCAGCAAGGUGGUGGAGUGGAUCGUCUUCAGUCGGCCCGUGUUCCUGUCCCAUCGGCAGCUGGAGGCCUUCUAUUCCAUCUUCACUACCGAGCAGCAGGACCACGUCAAGUCUGUGGAGUACCUGAGGAACAACUUCCGCCCGCUGCAAAACCUGGAUGGCCGGGAGGUCUUCAAAUCUGCAGUCAAAGACGCGUGGAUCCCAGACCUGUCCGAUGCUGGGGGAAACCCUUUCGGCACGGAGGCAUCCAAAGUGUGCAGCAGCGCGCCCAUCAACAUGAAGGUCCAGCCCCUGAACAAGACAGCGCUGGUGGUGAGCUGGACCUGGCCUCAGACCGUCUACCACCCUCCCAUCAUCAGCUUUGUGGUUUCUUACAGCUGGACCAAGAAUGAAGAGCCAUAUGAGAAGACCUUUACCAAGGACAGCAACCAGAACCUGGAGGCCAUCAUCACCAACGUGUCUCCUGACAUCCUCUACCUCUUCAGGGUCCAGGCUGUGUGUCAGAAGGACCUACGCAGUGACUUCAGUCAGUCCAUGCUGUUCACAGCAAACACUACGAGGAUAUUUGAAGGAACAAGGAUAGUGAAAACCGGAAUGCCCACAGCCUCUGCUUCUUCUGCAGACAUGGCUCCCAUCAGCUCAGGCUCUUCCACCUGGACUUCCUCCGGUCUGCCCUUCUCCUUCGUUUCCAUGGCAACGGGAAUUGGGCCAUCUUCCAGCGGCAGCCAGGCCACGGUGGCGUCCGUGGUGACCAGCACCCUGCUGGCCGGAUUGGGGUUUAGCGGCGGGGUCAUCACAUCCUUCCCCAGCUCCAUGUGGCCUACACGGGCACCCGUCUCUACAGCCAAGCCUGUAGCACCAACCUCCGAGCCAACAGGCUCCCAGGGCUCUGACACUGAUGUGACAGCAGUAGACAAGGAAGGUGUCCAGGAGGGCGAGAGGAAUGGGAAGGGUGAGGGUGAGGAUGAGGAGAAAGAGGGAGAGGAGGAGGAAGAGGGAGAAGAUAGCGAAGAUGACAAGACAAAGAAGGACAAGAAGGCUCUUGAGAAGGUGGAAAUACUGGCCAAUGGCACAGUGACCAAAGAGCACACCACAGUUGCCCCAAAAUCUACGGCAAAGGAGAAAGAUAUGGAGAAGUCUAUCAAGAACACACUGCUGGAGUACCCCACUACACCAUCUACUGUUGUGGAGGACCAGCUGCAGAAUGGCAGGAAAAACUCUGCAGAGGGCACAGUGCCCUUCUCCUGGGAGCCAACAGAAGACACACUUAAGAUCCUGAUUCCAGACAGCUCCACCCAAGGCACCAAGUCCAGAAGUGAUGAUAAGAACCACUGGCCUUUUUCCAUCCACACAGAGAGGAACAACAUCUACAACAUGACCAAGCAUCCCCUUAUCAUCUCAAGUAAGGUGGAGUGGGUCAUCCCCCUGAUGGUGGUGUCCAUGCUCACCUUCCUCUGCCUCAUCCUGCUGUUGGCUGUCCUCAUCUACUGGAGGAGGUUCUUCCAGACCGCCCACUUCUAUGUGGAAGAUAGCAGCUCCCCCCGCGUGGUUGCCCUCGAAAGCAUUCCCGUCGUCACCAUCCCGGAUGACAUGGACGCCAUUCCAGUCAAGCAGUUCGUCAAGCACAUCAUGGAGUUGUAUGCCAAUAACCAGCAUGGCUUCUCAGAAGAGUUUGAGGUUGUCCAACACUGCACAGCUGACAUGAAGAUCAUAGCUGAGCAUUCCAACCAUCCUGACAACAAGCACAAGAACAGAUACAUCAACAUCAUUGCCUAUGAUCACAGUAGGGUGAAGCUACGGGCUUUAGCAGGGAAAGAUGCCAAACAUAGUGACUACAUCAAUGCCAACUAUGUGGACGGCUACAACAAGCCAAAGGCCUACAUUGCUGCCCAGGGCCCACUGAAGUCUACCUUUGAAGACUUCUGGAGGAUGAUCUGGGAGCAGAACACAGGCAUCAUUGUGAUGAUCACAAACCUUGUGGAAAAGGGCAGGAGGAAAUGUGACCAGUACUGGCCCUCAGAGAACAGCGAGGAGUACGGAAGCAUUGUGGUGACGCUGAAGAGCACCAAGGUGCACGCCUGCUACACGCUGCGACGGUUCCUUGUGCGGAACACAAAAGUUAAGAAGGGUCAGAAGGGCAGGCACAACGAGCGCACAGUCGUUCAGUACCACUACACGCAGUGGCCUGACAUGGGAGUGCCCGAGUACACCCUGCCUGUCCUCACAUUCAUCAGCAGGUCCUCAGCGGCACAGAUGCCAGACAUGGGGCCAAUGGUGGUACACUGCAGCGCUGGCGUUGGCAGGACGGGAACGUACAUUGUUAUCGACAGCAUGCUGCAGCAGAUACAGGACAAAGGCACGGUCAAUGUGCUGGGGUUCCUCAAACACAUCCGCACCCAGCGCAACUACCUGGUCCAAACAGAGGAGCAGUAUGUUUUCAUCCACGAUGCCUUGCUGGAAGCUAUUCUGGGCAAAGAGACGGAAGUGCCGGUCUCCCAGCUGCACAGCUAUGUCAACAGCAUCCUCACGCCGGGCCCAGGUGGCAGGACACGCCUCGAGAAGCAAUUUAAGCUGGUGACACAGUGCAAUGCCCGCUACAUCGAGUGCUUCAGCGCCCAGAAGGACUGCAACAAGGAGAAGAACCGCAACUCCUCGGUGGUGCCCUCGGAACGAGCGAGAGUGGCCCUGGCACCGCUUCCCGGAAUGAAAGGCAGCGAUUAUAUCAACGCCUCCUACAUAAUGGGCUACUUCAGGAGUAAUGAGUUCAUCAUUACCCAGCAUCCCCUGCCCCACACAACCAAGGACUUCUGGCGGAUGAUCUGGGACCACAAUGCACAGAUCAUCGUCAUGCUUCCUGACAACCAGGGCUUGGCCGAGGAUGAGUUUGUUUACUGGCCGAGUCGGGAGGAAGCGAUGAACUGCGAGGCCUUCACCGUCACACUCAUCAGCAAGGACAGGCUGUGCCUCUCCAGUGAGGAGCAGAUCAUCAUUCAUGACUUUAUUCUGGAGGCCACACAGGAUGACUAUGUGCUCGAGGUGCGACACUUUCAGUGCCCUAAAUGGCCAAAUCCAGACGCCCCAAUCAGCAGCACUUUCGAGCUCAUCAAUGUCAUUAAGGAAGAGGCCAUGACUCGAGACGGACCAACCAUAGUGCAUGAUGAGUUUGGGGCUGUUUCGGCCGGGAUGCUCUGCGCUCUCAGCACCCUGUCCCAGCAGCUGGAGAGCGAGAAUGCCGUCGAUGUCUACCAGGUGGCUAAAAUGAUCAACCUCAUGAGACCUGGAGUUUUCACAGACAUUGAGCAGUACCAGUAUCUUUACAAGGCCAUGCUCAGCCUGGUCAGCACCAAGGAGAAUGGGUUGGGCCCCAUGUCCAUGGACAAAAAUGGCACUGUGGUAAUCAUGGACGAAUCGGACCCUGCAGAAAGCAUGGAGUCACUCGUGUGAAGGCAGAGAGCUGUGGAAGAGGCACUUAAUUUGUAAAAUUUCAAGGACUCGACAGACUUUUCUUGAGGCCUUUUUUUGCCAGACUCAUGGUUAAAUGAAAUAACCUGGUUACUUUUUUACACUGAGAAAAAAAAAAAAAAAAAGUUUUUUAUAUUUAUUUUUUGCCAUUUUUUGUCAAUGUUAAUCUACUGAGCAUUUGCACCAGUUUUUAAGUUCCCCGCGAUGAAACAGUUCUCUCUAGUUUGCACUAUUCUGUCAGUGUUACUGCCUUGUUAUAAUUAGAUAGACGAUACUCAUCGAGCCCCAAUUCGGCAUUCCACAGCGAACACUUCACUCGGUGAUUUUUUUUUUUUUUCUUCCCCAUUUUUUUUUUUUUUUUUAUUUGUUUAUUACAACUAUGAGAAGCACGAAAAUUGUGCCUCGGCCAACUUGGCUUGAGAAGGAAAUUGAAGAUGAUGUAGUUGAAAGCAGUUAACUCAGAGGCUUAGUAUAACAUAUAUCGGCUGCAUUACCAGGUCAUGGCUCAUUGCAUUUGAAGUUUAGUUUAUUUUAUAGGACAGCCAUGUAUAAUUAUUAAACUUGAGACGUUUAUCAUGUCGGUUUAUUGAAUAACAGCUAUACGGAAAAGGGUAAAUACUUUGCAUCAAUUGUAUUUUAUUUUAAUAAUCCAUUUGAGUGUAACCUAUAUUUUAAUUGUCUCAUCUCAGCUUCUUCACUGCUGCUUCUAAUGAGGGUCACGGUGCUUUUGUUUUUAAAAUUAAAAUGAUCGCGUAUGUAUGUGUAUAGCUUCCCAUUCAUAAUUGCUUGUGGUUAGUGACUUUGACUCAGCCUGUCAGUCAGUCCGUCCUCAGAGAACUGAAGACAUGCAGUAGAAGAUGUGAGACUUGGAGGUUCGGCUUAAUUUUUCACUUUAUUGUUGCUUUAUAGCUGUUGUUGCCGGCAGCCAGAGAGGCAACAAAGACCUUAAACGGUGAAACACCCGUGUGCUCUGACCAUUAUUUUGAACACAUGCACGGUUCAAUAGGACCAAUGUUAUAAUUUUCUUUCAGUUUUGUGAUGUGGGUCUUUCG
Molecule: messenger RNA, 5390 nt
Organism: Scleropages formosus (Asian bonytongue)
Lineage: Eukaryota; Metazoa; Chordata; Actinopteri; Osteoglossiformes; Osteoglossidae
Product: receptor-type tyrosine-protein phosphatase gamma-like
Exons: 29
Coding region: 76-4320 (1414 amino acids)
Biological process (GO): protein dephosphorylation
Molecular function (GO): protein tyrosine phosphatase activity; protein binding
Source: RefSeq, a predicted model, not a curated record